Debaryomyces hansenii CBS767 is the source of this 1728-nucleotide messenger RNA. RefSeq names its product CTP synthase (gene URA7). Lineage: Eukaryota; Fungi; Ascomycota; Pichiomycetes; Serinales; Debaryomycetaceae. Gene Ontology annotation, biological process: pyrimidine nucleobase biosynthetic process; CTP biosynthetic process. The record is from RefSeq and is a predicted model, not a curated record. Gene Ontology annotation, molecular function: identical protein binding; CTP synthase activity. The coding region runs from base 1 to 1728 and encodes 575 amino acids. The transcript has a single exon. Gene Ontology annotation, cellular component: cytoophidium; cytoplasm.
AUGAAAUACGUCGUUGUCUCUGGUGGUGUCAUUUCUGGUAUUGGUAAAGGUGUUUUAGCAUCUUCCACCGGGUUAUUAUUUAAAACCUUAGGUUACAGAGUGACCUCUAUCAAAAUUGAUCCAUAUAUGAACAUUGAUGCUGGUACUAUGUCCCCAUUAGAACAUGGAGAGUGUUUUGUUUUGAAUGACGGUGGAGAAGUCGAUUUAGAUUUAGGUAAUUAUGAAAGAUACUUAAAUACUACUUUAACUAAAGACCAUAACAUCACUACUGGUAAAAUCUAUUCUCAUGUCAUCGAAAGAGAAAGAAGAGGAGAUUACUUGGGUAAAACCGUUCAAGUCGUUCCUCAUGUCACCGGUUCAAUUCAAGACUGGAUUGAAAGAGUUGCAGUUGUUCCAGUUGAUGAUUCAGGAUCAGAACCUGAUAUUUGUAUUAUUGAAUUAGGUGGUACUGUUGGAGAUAUUGAAAGUGCUCCGUUCGUUGAAGCUUUGAGACAAUUUCAGUUCAGAGUUGGUGUCGAAAACUUCGCUUUAAUCCACGUUUCUUUAGUUCCUGUUAUUCAUGGAGAACAAAAGACAAAGCCAACUCAAGCUGCCAUUAAAGAUUUAAGAUCUUUAGGUUUGACUCCUGAUAUGAUUGCUUGUAGAUGUCAAGAACAAUUAGAAAUUGCUACUAUUGAAAAGAUUGGAAUGUUUUGUCAUGUUGGUCCUGAACAAGUGAUUGCUGUUCAUGAUGUUAACUCAACUUACCACGUUCCAUUAUUGUUAAAAGAACUGAGAAUGAUGAAAUUCUUAGAAAAGAAAUUGAAUUUAGAUGCAAAUAAAUUAUCCAAGGAAGCUUUGUCUAAGGGUGAACAUUUAUUAACUAGAUGGAGAACAUUAACAUCUCAACAUGAUAACUCUUUUGAAACCACUACUAUUGCAUUAGUUGGUAAAUAUACUAAUUUGAAAGAUUCUUACUUGUCAGUUAUUAAAGCUUUAGAACAUUCGUCUAUGAGUUGCAAGAGAAAGUUGAAAAUUGAAUGGGUUGAAUCUACUGACUUAGAAGAAGCCUCGAAAGAAAAUAAUUUGGCCGAUUAUCACAAGGCAUGGCACUCAAUCUGCCAAGCCGAUGGUAUAUUGGUUCCAGGUGGUUUUGGUAAUCGUGGUAUUGAAGGGAUGGUUGCUGCCGCUAAAUAUGCAAGAGAAAACAAUGUUCCAUACUUGGGUGUUUGUUUGGGUUUGCAAAUUGCGGUCAUUGAAUUCGUUAGAAAUGUUUUAGGUUAUUCUAAUUCCACUUCAAUGGAAUUUGAUGCUACUGUCGAAGAAAAGACUGCAUCCGUUGUUUAUAUGCCUGAUGUUGAUCAGGUUAAAUUAGGUGGUACUAUGAGAUUAGGUAUCCACAGCACCAAAUUUACUGACGGCUCGGAAUGGUCAAAAUUAAGAAAAUUGUAUGGUGGUGCUGAUUCUGUCUUGGAAAGACACAGACACAGAUACGAAGUCAAUCCUCAAUUAAUAGACGAAAUAGAAACCAAGGGCUUAAAUUUCAUCGGUAAGGAUGAAACUGAGAAGAGAAUGGAAUUAUUCGAAUUGAAGGAUCACAAAUUUUUCUGUGGCACGCAAUAUCAUCCAGAAUAUUUAUCCAAGGUAUUGGAUCCUUCCAGACCUUUCUUAGGAUUAGUGGCUGCAGCCUCUGGUAUGUUAGAUGAAGUCUUAUCCAGAAAAGACUUGAACUAUAAAGGUGAAUUCUAA